Messenger RNA from Zerene cesonia (dogface butterfly), 5160 nucleotides. RefSeq names its product myosin heavy chain 95F (gene jar). Gene Ontology annotation, cellular component: myosin complex; cytoplasm; endocytic vesicle. Gene Ontology annotation, molecular function: actin filament binding; microfilament motor activity; ATP binding. Bases 227 to 3955 code for a protein of 1242 amino acids. The transcript has 27 exons. NCBI's taxonomy places the organism in Eukaryota, Metazoa, Arthropoda, Insecta, Lepidoptera, Pieridae. Gene Ontology annotation, biological process: endocytosis; actin filament organization; vesicle transport along actin filament. The record is from RefSeq and is a predicted model, not a curated record.
UACCACGAUCCUCCGCUGGGCGCUGUUUCUGUUUGUAGUGUUUGUCAAGUUAUUGACAACAAUUUUUCGCCGCGCAGUCAACCUAUUGCUAGGUAGUGCGAGUUUUAUUUUAUUAAUUUGUGAAAGUGAGGUGUUUUUGUGCGGGAUUGAUAAAAUGAAUGCUGUAUUUUAAAAUCAACUGUGGCCUGUGAUUAUAUAUAAUCGACAAAAGAAUAUUCCGUAAACAAUGACGAUCGACAAGCAGCUGGUGUGGGUCCGGGACCCGAGCGAGGGGUUCAUCCUCGCCCGGCUGCAGGAGCUGAUGGGCGAGGAGGCGGACGUGUUCCCCAUCGACAACAAGUACCCCAAGCGGGUCGUCAACUUCGACGACAUAUUCCCCGCUGGCGAUCCCGUCAAAGAUGUUGAUGAUAACUGCGAACUUAUGUUCCUGAACGAAGCAACGUUGCUAAACAAUAUAGUGACACGUUACAAGAAAAGCAAGAUUUAUACAUAUGUAGCGAAUAUUCUCCUUGCUGUGAACCCAUAUGAAGACAUUCCAGAUAUGUAUUCGUCAAACACAAUAAAAAAAUAUCAGGGCAAAUCUUUGGGUGAAUUACCUCCACACGUGUUCGCUAUCGCUGACAAAGCAUUCCGUGAUAUGAAAUCCCUCAAGCAAUCGCAAUCCAUCAUAGUGUCCGGUGAAUCAGGAGCGGGGAAAACUGAAUCAACUAAAUAUAUCCUGAAGUAUUUGUGCGAUCUUUGGGCUAAGGGGGCCGGACCAGUCGAACAGAAGAUCUUAGAUGCCAAUCCAAUUCUAGAAGCUUUCGGUAACGCAAAAACAACAAGGAACAAUAACAGUUCGCGUUUCGGCAAGUUCAUGGAAGUGCACUUCAACAACAAGUACCACGUGGUCGGCGGGCAUAUAUCGCAUUACCUUCUAGAAAAGUCUAGAAUAUGCACCCAGAGCGCUGAAGAGAGGAACUAUCACGUUUUCUAUUUGCUGUGUGCGGGUGCGCCGCAGGAGUUGCGUGCCGCCUUGAAAAUAACCAAACCGGAUGAUUAUUUGUAUUUAAAGAACGGAUGUACGCAAUAUUUUACGUCCCCCCAGUCUGGGAAGAAAAUAAGCGCGAGUCAAAUGAGCAAACAGCACCAGACUAAGGGUGGUCUGCGAGAUCCUAUACUUGAUGAUGUCGAGGAUUUCCAGAGGUUACACCAGGCACUAUCACGCGUCGGCCUCACCGAAGAAGAGCAGAAAUCGGUGUACAGCGUAGUAGCAGCUGUGCUGCAUCUCGGUAACAUAGAGUUCGAAGAGGAAGGCGGGGCCAGGGGGGGCUGUAGGGUGUCCCCCCACUGCGAGAAUGCUCUGCAGACCGCGGCCGACCUCCUGGGAGUGGAGGGGGGCGAGCUGAGGAUGGCUCUGGUGUCCAGACUGAUGCAGAGCUCUAGGGGGGGUAUUAAGGGCACCGCUAUCAUCCAACCGAUUUGGGUACCACUGAAAACGUACGAAGCAAUGAGCGCUCGCGACGCGCUCGCUAAGGCUGUAUAUAGCCGCCUGUUCGAUUACAUCGUGUUUCGGAUCAACAACAGCAUCCCAUUCCAAGCCUCGUCCUAUUAUAUCGGAGUUCUGGAUAUCGCUGGGUUUGAAUACUUCCAAAUGAACAGCUUCGAGCAGUUCUGCAUCAACUACUGCAACGAGAAGCUGCAGCAGUUCUUCAACGAGCGCAUUCUGAAGAACGAGCAGGAGCUGUACCGGCGGGAGGGGCUCAACGUGCCCGAGAUACGAUUUGUGGACAACCAGGAUUGUAUUGAUCUCAUCGAAAGCAAAAACCACGGGAUAUUCCACAUACUGGACGAAGAGUCGAAGUUGCCUAAGCCUGAAUUUGGCCACUUCACACACGCUGUCCAUAAGGAACUUGGAGCUAAUAAUAAUAGGUUACAAGUGCCACGUGCAUCUCGCCUGAAAGCUCACCGUGUACUGCGGGAUGAUGAAGGAUUCCUCUUGCGGCACUUUGCGGGCGCCGUCUGUUAUAAUACGAAUCAAUUCAUAGAAAAGAACAACGACGCACUGCACGCGUCUCUCGAGUUCCUGAUACAGGAGUCGAGGAAUUCGCUCGUGCAGCAGUUGUUCCAAAACACUGACAACAACAAUGCCAAAGGGAAACUGAACUUUAUAUCGGUUGGCGCUAAGUUCCAAACUCAGUUGUCGCAACUUAUGGAUAAGUUGAAGGAAAAUGGCACAAACUUCGUGCGUUGCAUCAAACCCAACUCCCGAAUGGUGGGCGGUGCCAUAGAGGGCUCUCUAGUGCUGACCCAGCUCCAAUGUAGCGGCACUAUUGCUGUCCUAGCUCUGAUGGAACACGGCUAUCCGUCUAGGGCUCCGUUUAAUGAUCUAUAUCAGAUGUACAGGGCCUUUCUACCGCCGAAACUUAACGCUCUCUCGCCCAAAGUUUUCUGUCAGGCGAUAGUCCACAGUUUCGGCCUCUCAGACAAGGACUACAAGUUCGGAGUCACACGCGUGUUUUUCCGCCCCGGAAAGUAUUCAGAAUUCGACACCAUGAUGAGGUCUGACCCAGAGAAUUUGAAGUCAAUAGUGGAUUCGGUUCUCGCGUGGUUGGUUAAGUCGAGGUGGAGGAGGGCUGUGUUUUCAGUUCUGUCCACUAUUAAGCUGAAAAACAAGAUCCUAUACCGCCGCUCGUGCCUCGUACUGAUCCAAAAGACGGUUCGCGGGUACUUAGUGCGACGCCAGCACAAACCCCGUUACACCACCAUAGCGAAUAUAAAAGCGCUCGAACACAACCUCAAGGAAAUGGACUCUGUUAUAUCGCAGCUCAAAGACGAGAGGGACAACGCUAAACGGAACAUUGAGAACCUGAGAAAUGCCAUUAGGAACGCGUGUGCGGCCAUCAAGAGCAAUGAGAAAAUAAGUCCUUCAGAAAUCGAUCAGAUUUACAACAAGAUAAGGAAAGACGUCGAAACACAGAUGAGCGCUCUACAAAAAGCAAUGGUGGAUCAAAAGAACAGGGAAGAACAGGAAAGAUUGCGUAGACUCGAAGCGGAGAUGCGUUUGGCAGAAGAGGCGAAGAGGAAAGAAGCAGAGCGACUAAGGCAAGAAGAGGAAAACAGGAGGCUGAAAGCGGAAAUAGAAGCUCGCAGAAAGUUAGAGGAGGCGGAACGUGCGCGCCAAGAGGAACAAGACAGGAUUGCGGCGAUGCAGCUUCAGCAGCAGCUCGAGCAGGCUGCAAGACAGGAUCUGGAGAGCCGCGAGAGAUUAGAGCAAGAGCGUCGUGACCACGAAAUGGCGGUGCGUCUCGCGAAGGAAACCAAUGGCCACGUGGAAGGAUCGCCGCCACAGUUGAGAAGUUUCCCAACAAUGGACUCAGUGAACGGAGAAAAUAAAUUGAACAGGUCUGAGCGAGUUCGCAUGCAGCAAGCGAUGCAAGGCAAGCAAAAGUACGAUCUAUCGAAGUGGAAGUAUUCGGAACUACGGGACACAAUCAAUACGUCGUGUGAUAUUGAACUGUUGGAGGCCUGCCGGCACGAGUUCCACCGGCGGCUGAAGGUGUACCACGCGUGGAAGGCGAAGAACGCACGCAAGAGCACCAUGGCCGACCAGGAGCGGGCCCCACAGUCCAUCAUGGAUGCCGCAAAGACGCCCCGGGUGGCGCAGAAGGGCGAGAUCCUGGGGGCGCGCCACCGCUACUUCCGCAUCCCGUUCGUGCGCGCCGGCGACAACGCGGCGGACAAGCGCGGCUGGUGGUACGCGCACUUCGACGGCCAGUACGUGGCGCGCCAGAUGGAGCUGCACGCCGACAAGACGCCCGUGCUGCUGCAGGCCGGUAUCGAUGACAUGCAAAUGUGCGAGCUGAGCCUGGACGAGACAGGGCUGACCCGCAAGCGCGGCGCCGAGGUGCUGGAGCACGAGUUCGAGCGCGAGUGGGCCCGCCACGGGGGCCCGCCCUAUCGCCCAUCGCACUAGACAAUAACAUCGAGUACACCAUUAAGAAGAGUAUUAAAAUAUAAAUUAUUCUAAAAACGUAGCGCUUUCAACUGUGCCUUCAAAGGUAGAUAGUGCAAUAUAUGAGUCCGCAGUGACUGUGAUUAUACAAGUACACAAUUUAGACGUAAUUUACGUAAACGGAACUAUUUAUCAACAGAUCAUAAUGGAUUUUGUGAUUUUUGAUUUAGCAAUUGAUUAUUGUGACUUGUUUACAUUUAGGCAAAAAAUAUAUUAUCCGUCAUUAGUUGAGAUUGUAAAUUUUAUUAAUUAAUUUAUGUAGACGUUAGCAAAUCGAGAACGAAUAAAUUUAUAUAAACCUUAGGUCAAUAUGAUAUAACUUAACUGUUUUAUGGUUGUAAACGACGAUUAUUUUAGACAAAAAAAAUAGUACAUAAAUGUUGGCAUUCCUAAAACAUAUUAAAUGUAAUCAUAAGUUGAAAGUAUUAUUACUACACUUAGUACACUUUUUGUCUAUUUUGUUAGACGGCUUACUUAACUUAUUACGAUGAACACAAUUCUACACAGAGGUCAGUUAAAAGAACUUUAUUACAGCAUGUGAUCUAAUUGUUGCCUUGAAUUAAAAAAAAAUACAUGAUUCCAACUACUUACAUAUCGAAAUUUUUAUUGACAUCUUACAAGUACAUAUAUACAUUUAUAUUUAAUUAUAAUAUAUUCACAAAGCAUGUGGACAAAAUAUUAUUAAAAAUAGCUGUGUGCAUUAUUUAAUAGCAUUUAUAUUUAUAUAAAGUACUAGAAUAAUGAAAAGAGAAGGUAUUAAAUGUAAGAUGAAUAUUAUAUACCUAAACGAAAUAAUAAGAAAUUAAGUGAUAGUUCAACACUUCAGUUACAGUACUUUAAUAAAAUUUUCGUAAUUUCUAUCCAAUAAUAUAUUUUCGAACUAUUUAUUCUGACUCAGCGUCUUAAACUUUCUGUAUAUUUGUUAUUGAGACAUUCCUAUUGAACUUUAAGACUGGGCUACGGCUUUGUAUCAAAAUUAUACAAUUUUCCAGUAUUUUAUGUAUGCAUUUUUUUACAGUAUUGAGUACAUUCCUACCAGAGCUUGGCGGUUUUAAAAUAUAGUGUUAGAUUUGUAAACUUAGUACAAUAAUAUAUGAGUGCCUUUUAUGCCGUGAAGUACAUGAAUUUGUGUUAUGCUUUACCAAAUAAAUAUAGGAUUGUAUUAA